CUCCAGGCGAUCGGACCUCACUUUCAGCUGAUGCCUCUUAUGUAGGCGCCGUCACCGGUCAGCAUGCAAGGCCAGUGCUGGUUGGACAAGAUCACCACGGAUGGCUGCAGCUGAAUGACAAUGCCUGUGACUAACCAUUGCGCCAUGUUCAAGCUUACAUUUGUGCGCUCGCUCAUUGAGGCUGACAUCUCAGCUGCGGUAAGGCUACCAGUUGCCUUGUCGUCAACGCAAUGGCUAUAUCUAUCUGCCUGCCCGCCCCAUUUGCGACUCUUUUAUCUCUUACAUAUCUAACAUUGUAUACUUGAACGGUUUAUACAAUAGCCGACAAACCGAGCCCAGGGCUGUAUUGUUUCCAAUGGCCAAGCCGGCGCUCACAUACUCUCAAGCGCUUCUUAUAUUCCUUUCCCUUUGCGGGUUCUGGACUCUCUGGGUCUUUCCCUACCAGAAUGGUCUCCUGGCAAUCUUGAGCAAGCAGAGCGAGCCAGGCGCCGUAAUUCCAGGUCCUACUCCAGCUCCCAUGAAACAGACAUACACGGGAGUUAAGGUAGUGGACAAACAAUUGACCACGCUGGUCAGUUUCUUCUACACAGCAAUAGAUGGGAACCGAGCGGAUGUCUCGCUCUCUUUUCUAUACCUGGGGGGCCAGGUUCUUGCGGCUUGGAUCUUGAUCACCAUUGAGGGUCUGCGAGCAGGAAACCAGACCAAGUUCUGGCUCACCACUACGACGUUACUGGGUGUAGGGGUUGCGAUAAUUGGCUACGCCUGUAUCAUACCCCUCUGGUUUGCGCUGCACUUAGGGCUCUCGCCAACCGCGGUCAACCCCCGGGAUUUCCAUCUUAUCGUGAACACCCCAGCCAAGCUCGCGCUGGCCCCCGUGAGCAUUUUGCUGGGAUUCGGCGUCCCGUCUCUUUUAAUGUGCCUUCCUGCGCCGGCUUGGCUAUCUUUCGAAGCCAAACAGACGUGGACCGGCAUCCAACAGGGUUGGUCAAUCUGGAUCGGGAUCACGCAGUAUAUCCUGACGUCUGUUGUCCUGAAUCGGCAUCCAAGGGCUACAACUUUGACCGAAAGUGCCAAGCGGACAGAAACGAUCAAGUACUUACGUGGCGCCUAUAUCUUGGCUAUCCUGGUGUCGGCCGGAUCUCAUCUGUUCCCCUGGAUACUGUCUCUUCUUGCCUAUGCAUUUCCAGUCUUGUUCAGCUCGACUUACCUACCCCAACUACAACCGAGCAGGAUCUUUGUCCCCGUCUUACCUUUCGGGCCACAUGAGGUGAAGGUGCUUGCGGACGGGGCUCUCUGGUUCCUGCAAUGGGAUAUUUUGGUUGGAGUAACAGCAACCCUCGUAUGGGCCCUGACCUUGGAAGUCGCCGCCAGACCUGAACCUCUCUCGACGAAACGUAACCUCGCUGGAUAUUUGGGGGUCGCACUCGUCACACUAGCCAUAGGUCCUUGCGGAGCUGCCGCUGCAUUGCUUUGGGCUCGGGACGAGAUCGUAUUCCGGAACUCUACUGGUGAGGACAGCACAGUCACCAAGAAACACGAGUGAAGUGAGCAAAGGGGCAAAUAUGCAAGGACCCCUUCCGCAGGGACUUGGUGGGCUCCUGGGGCGCAAGCUGCAUUCAGCCUUACGUCUGGUUGUCUGUUGGCGGGACAGAUCUAUGUGAUGCAAGCUGUGCAUCCGGGCGCCCAAUUUCGGACAGGCCGCCUGCAGCCUGGUGCACGGCAACGGUGGCGGUUUGAUGCACAUUGUUCAUCAGAAUCAGCGUAAUAUGGUUAGGACGCCCUGUUGCAUAAAUAGAUGUUCGGAGGGAUUGUCAGCCUGUUAAAGCUUAAUCGAUGAUUACUGUACUAAUCAAAUGGAUAUUGCUGGGAUUCCAAUAAUGUAUCAUCAGCACUGACCUGCCA
Messenger RNA from Exophiala dermatitidis NIH/UT8656, 1902 nucleotides. RefSeq lists its product as uncharacterized. The record is from RefSeq and is a predicted model, not a curated record. Bases 356 to 1543 code for a protein of 395 amino acids. NCBI's taxonomy places the organism in Eukaryota, Fungi, Ascomycota, Eurotiomycetes, Chaetothyriales, Herpotrichiellaceae. The transcript has 2 exons.